Messenger RNA from Conger conger (European conger), 426 nucleotides. It is a transcript of the gene ifitm5, whose product is annotated as interferon induced transmembrane protein 5. Gene Ontology annotation, cellular component: plasma membrane. Lineage: Eukaryota; Metazoa; Chordata; Actinopteri; Anguilliformes; Congridae. The record is from RefSeq and is a predicted model, not a curated record. Bases 1 to 426 code for a protein of 141 amino acids. The transcript has 2 exons.
AUGGAUAACGCCACGUACAGCUACCCGUCCGACUGCACCCCGCUCACCAGCUGCAAGGCCGCACGCAAACCCGCCGGCUCCACCGUGGUCAACAUGGGCCGCACGGGCCAGCCCCCCCGGGACUACCUGGUCUGGUCUCUCUGCAACACCCUGUACGUCAACUUCUGCUGCCUGGGCUUUCUGGCUCUCAUCUACUCAGUCAAGGCCCGGGAUCAGAUGACCCUGGGGGACCUGAGGGCGGCGAGGGAGUGCUCGGACAAGGCCAAGUGGUACAACAUCCUGGCGUCGGGCUGGAACCUGCUGAUCCCCCUGCUGGUGGUGGUGGUGCUGGUGCUGCUGCUGGUGCACCUGGGCAGUGCCGAGGGCUCCUUCGACUUCUUCGGCGAGGACGGCUACCAGAGCUUCAUGAAGCUGUUCAGCAGGUAG